This is a messenger RNA of Bicyclus anynana (squinting bush brown), 3289 nucleotides long. RefSeq names its product zinc finger protein 394. Lineage: Eukaryota; Metazoa; Arthropoda; Insecta; Lepidoptera; Nymphalidae. Gene Ontology annotation, biological process: regulation of transcription by RNA polymerase II. The record is from RefSeq and is a predicted model, not a curated record. The transcript has 6 exons. Gene Ontology annotation, molecular function: RNA polymerase II cis-regulatory region sequence-specific DNA binding; DNA-binding transcription activator activity, RNA polymerase II-specific; zinc ion binding. Gene Ontology annotation, cellular component: nucleus. Bases 268 to 2085 code for a protein of 605 amino acids.
UGUGAACCGACUUGUCAGUUGUCACUUACUUGAUUCUUGUUUACACUUUUCAACGAUUUUCAUGUUUCAUUUCUAUUUCUAUUUUAACAUUAUAUGUAUAUAUAUCAGGACUAUCAAUAAACUUAACAUUAAAUAUUAAGAAAAACUUUUUUUUAUCACUUGAUCAUCUCAAAUGCAAAUUGCAAUAUUUAAAACAAACCAACACUUGGAGGUUAAGAAUUGUAAAUUAAAAUUAUAAUUGUUAGUUGUGGACAUAACAUCGUGACUAUGAAGACAUAUAAACGUAACAACGUGUUGAAAGUAGCGGCCCCGAUCGAAGGCGUACUCGGCUUGUGUAGACUUUGCCUGGAGGAAGCCAAACACGGUGUCCCUAUAUUUGCUAACAAGAACGAUAUUUGCAGUACGAUUUCUACUCAGAUUAUGAUGUGUGUCGGCUAUGAGGUCACACCAGAAGACUGCCUGCCAAAUGUGAUAUGCAUAGAGUGUAACAAAAAAUUGAAUGAUUAUUACGAAUUCAGAAAAAAAUGUAACAGAACAUACCACAGACUUAAAGCUCAUUUGUUUGCCCUUCAAGCAAGAAUUGCAGAUGAACUUAACGAAAAAGUUGAACAGGAAAAUACACAUUUAAUAGACAACACAGUUUGUCCAGUCAAUCCUCUCUGUGCAGUCAGUGAGACAACCAGUCAGUCAGUUGAUCAACCUUUAUUGUCAUUAUUCAGUCAAUCGUUAAUAUCAUCAAAGGACAAACUUGUAUUGGCACUUGAUGCAAUUUGUAAUUUACAAUUUAUACAUUUAGAACCUGGACUGGAAAAUGGUUUGGAUAUUAACAUAAUAAACAGCAAUAAAUUGGCAAAUGAAGCUGUUUUAAACAAAGGUGUUGAGGAUAAUUCACAGGAGCUUAUAACCCAACCCACAGAUGUGACAGUGUGUCCUGACGUCACUGAGUUCCUCACUUCAAUUCUUGUAGAGAUGGACGUGCUGAAGAAUUUGCCUGACGGUGGGCCAGGGAUUGGGUCAGGAGAUUGUAGAACUAUACUGAUAGAGACAGGUGACAGUGAACUGAUCACUUUGGAAGUUCAAGUAGAAGAGGCGGCCGUCAUGUUCGGUGUGCAAGAGACAGUUCGCGUCACAGGCCGUGCUGGCGCGCCACUCGCGCGUGCACACGGGGGAGCGGCCCUUCGGCUGUGCGCAGUGCGGCCGGCGCUUCGCCCAGCGCGAGGUGCUCCGGCGGCACGAGCUGGUGCACAUCGGUCAGUGUCUCAGUCACACGUCCUGCUGGCGCGCCACUCGCGCGUGCACACGGGGGAGCGGCCCUUCGGCUGUGCGCAGUGCGGCCGGCGCUUCGCCCAGCGCGAGGUGCUCCGGCGGCACGAGCUGGUGCACAUCGGUCAGUGUCUCAGUCACACGUCCUGCUGGCGCGCCACUCGCGCGUGCACACGGGGGAGCGGCCCUUCGGCUGUGCGCAGUGCGGCCGGCGCUUCGCCCAGCGCGAGGUGCUCCGGCGGCACGAGCUGGUGCACAUCGGUCAGUGUCUCAGUCACACGUCCUGCUGGCGCGCCACUCGCGCGUGCACACGGGGGAGCGGCCCUUCGGCUGUGCGCAGUGCGGCCGGCGCUUCGCCCAGCGCGAGGUGCUCCGGCGGCACGAGCUGGUGCACAUCGACGUGCGUCCGUUCGCGUGCGCGCUGUGCCCCAAGAGCUUCACGCAGCGCGCCGCGCUGGCGGCGCACGCGCGGCGGCACGAGGCGCCGGACGCGCCGCGCGAGCUGCACCGCUGCGCCGCCUGCCCCAAGGUGUUCCUGCACGCCUCAGGUCUGAGCCGGCACGCCGCGUCGCACCGCGGGCGCCAGUACCUGUGCGCGGCGUGCCCGCGCCGCUUCAGCGACGACAGCUCGCUGCUGCGCCACCUGCGCGCCAAGCACGGCACGCCGCCGCUACUUCCCCGGGUCUGAGCCGGCACGCCGCGUCGCACCGCGGGCGCCAGUACCUGUGCGCGGCGUGCCCGCGCCGCUUCAGCGACGACAGCUCGCUGCUGCGCCACCUGCGCGCCAAGCACGGCACGCCGCCGCUACUUCCCUGGGUCUGAGUCUGAAGUCAGUCUGAGGGAGAACACACCAAAUAGUGUUCACCGCGCUCUGUCAAUCCGUUCGGACAACAAACUCAAAUGCGUUCCAUGCCAUUUGACGGCCUCCGUGGCGCAGUGGACUUACAAGACGGAGGUCCUAGGUUCGAUCCCCGGCUGAGCUGAGUGAGGUUUUCUUAAUUUGUCCAGGUCUGGCUGGUGGGAGGCUUCGGCCGUGGCUAGUUACCACCCUACCGACAAAGACGUACCGCCAAGCGAUUUAGCGUUCCGGUACGAAGUCGAGUAGAAACCGAAAGGAGUGUGGAUUUUCAUCCUCGUCCUAAUAAGUUAGCCCGCUUCCAUCUUAGACUGCAUCAUCACUUACCAUCAGGUGAGAUUGUAGUCAAGGGCUAACAUGUACAGAAUAAAAAAAAAAUGCCAUCCAGAGAUUUUAGGGUCCAAAUUUCAUUGAACAUGCCAAGAGCUGGGGAGUUCGAGUCGGGAUGGUAGAAAGGGUUGAAUGGGCUGACCUUGAUGAGGGACGGAAUGGAGCUGGCUUGGACUUACCUUGUUGGUCAAGAAGCGCUGGUAACGCCAUUUGCAAAUCGUUGAUAAUGAAGAUGGUUGCUUUUGUCGGGCUGACACUGUUUAUUGGAAUUAAUUGCACUGAACUACGAUUAUACGGUGAAUUAUUGAGAGUCUAGGUAUCAAAUCAUGACUCUUGACCUCAGACCAAUUAUAAAAGGACCUGUGUCACACUCGUAGUCACGAACAAAAUUGUCUGUCAUUUUCUGAAGAAAACGAGCUUAGAUUUGGUAUAUGUCUUAUACUAAAAUAGAAGUUUUUGCCCGUUUCUUAAACAAUUCAACUACACAAAAAGGUAUUUUUACGGAGCUCUUUUUUUUAGCGGAUUACAACUAUUUAACAUCGAUUCUAUAGACAGUUUUUAUAAUCGCAUUAGAUCGUUGAUCAUAUACUUUGACAGAAAAGUAACGUCUAGCGAGGCAGGUCCUAUACAAUAAUUGGUCUGAGCUCUUGACCUUCCUUAAUCUUUGCACGUCUAGUUCCGCCGUAGAUACGUUAUUCGUAUUGGUGUAAACUAGACUAUUUGCAGGUCAAGUGCGUCACUUAGCUCAAACAUUGUGAUGUGUUCUGUUGAUGACCAUAGAACUUGUUUGUUGUGCAUUAAUAUAGGUACAUGUUGAAAAUAUACUAUUUAUUCACUGAA